Messenger RNA from Phaeodactylum tricornutum CCAP 1055/1, 960 nucleotides. RefSeq lists its product with no specific name. The record is from RefSeq and is a predicted model, not a curated record. The transcript has 4 exons. NCBI's taxonomy places the organism in Eukaryota, Bacillariophyta, Bacillariophyceae, Surirellales, Neidiaceae. Gene Ontology annotation, cellular component: cytoplasm. Bases 1 to 960 code for a protein of 319 amino acids. Gene Ontology annotation, molecular function: mRNA binding. Gene Ontology annotation, biological process: post-transcriptional regulation of gene expression.
AUGUUUCAAAUUGAAGGUCACAUAGUUGAAUUUUGCCAAGACCAAAAUGGAUCUCGAUUCAUUCAGCAGCGACUUGAACUGGGAGAUACUUCAGAGCAGCAGAUUGUCAUGUCGGAAGUGCUUCCAGCAAUUCGUCGUUUGCGAAACGACGUUUUUGGUAACUAUGUCAUCCAAAAGCUUUUAGAUUUUGGUUCGGCUGACAUGAAGUCUGAAAUUCGGAAUACUUUGGAGAGCGAAAUGCUGCAGCUGUCACUUCAGAUGUAUGGAUGCCGUGUUGUUCAAAAAGCGUUGGAGGCUUUGCCGGAAGAAGAGCUCCCUCGACUGCUAAUGGAAUUUCACCAUAAUGUCCUCAGCUGCAUCCAUGAUCAAAAUGAAAACCAUGUCAUCCAGAAGUGUGUUGAAUUCUUGACCGAGCAAAUCGAAUUCAUUAUCAACGAUGUACUGGUGAACACCAAAACAUUGUCUUGUCAUCCUUACGGCUGUCGAGUACUUCAACGGAUUCUUGAACACUGUGAGAAGACGAAGAAAACAGCCGUCCUGGACGAGAUUUGCAAGGCCCAUAGGAAGCUUCUCGAUGACCAGUACGGCAACUACGUCAUCCAACAUGUCCUUCAAUUUGGCCGUCAGUCUGACAGAGAUUCGAUUCUCCACAUCGUCGUAGAAAAUGGGCUUCUCGGUCUCUCAAGACAGAAAUUCGCAAGCAAUGUUGUUGAAAAGCUUCUUAAAUACGGUAAUGGGUCUCAACGCAGAGCUAUAGUACGAGAAAUGCUCAAGGUGAUUCUCUUGAUGGUUCGUGAUGCCUACGCAAAUUAUGUGGUUCAAACAACACUAGACGUGGUUCCGGAAUCUGACGAGAAGCGAUUGCUCCUCAAGGAAUUGAGUGCACACUCCGAGGAAUUACGCAACUAUACGUUUGCAAAGCAUAUUGUGACGAAACUUACUACAAUGAUGACGGAAUGA